AUGAAACGUCCAUUGCUGCCCAUUCUGCUCCUGGGAGAGGCGAUAUCAAUAUUGCGGAAAAUCAAACCUCCGCAAGCUUCGAAACUGGCUCGUUUUGUUCGCAAGCCGAAAGGUGUUCUGGGAACUGCUGCAUACUACGCAAAGGAGGCAUUCGUCCUAUUGUUCAUGAAUGCUCCGAAGCAGACCAACCUAGUGACCACUUCUACGAGCGAACGAUCUGCGAAGCUUGGACAGCCUUUAUCGCGAGCUGUGCGACUUCUCGAAGAUGCAGCGAAGCAAGACGACGCCGAUGCCGUGUUCCUCCUCGCCGAGCUCAGCUUUCAUGGCAACUAUAGCCAUCCAGUCGAUUACGAUCAAGCGUUCAAGAGAUAUAAGCAAUUGGCGGAUAUCAACGGCAAUGCUACAGCACAGUACAUGGUCGGCUUCCUGUAUGCGACAGGCUUGAGUCCAAGUAUACCUAUGGAUCAGGCGAAGAGCUUGCUAUACCACACAUUCGCUGCGGAAGGAGGCAAUACAAGAUCCCAAAUGACACUGGCGUACAGACAUUUGACCGGUAUUGCGACACCUCGCAAUUGCGACGAAGCUGUCGUUUGGUACAAGAUCGUCGCGGACAAGGCAAUUCGUUACUAUCGCUCGGGACCACCUGGAGGCCAUAGUCUGGUGCGCGACGCCUAUCGAAUCGCUGAUGAGGAAGGUGGCGUAUAUGGUGAAGGAGCCAGUGUGGCAUCAGCUGGACACAAUGCGAAGCAAGGUGGUCCAACAAGCGAUGCGUAUGCCGAUGUCGAAGAUGUUCUGGAGUACCUCCACCUGCAAGCGUCGAAAGGAGACCUCAAGGCGACUCUUGGACUCGCUAGACUCUACUACGACGGUGCCAGGGGUCUCAAGCGCGACUUCAAGCUCGCCAAGCAGUACUUCAUGGACGUUGCCAGAGAAUACUGGACUGCAAACAACAGAGUCAGGAAAGAUGUCUCUCACGGGACCGAGAAGCUCGCGGCGAAAGCUGCAGGCUACCUGGGCAGGAUGUUCUUGCGCGGCGAGGGCACUGAACAGAGCUUCAGCAAGGCAAAGAUCUGGUUUACUCGUGGCAUAGGCAGCGGCGACGCACUGUCACAGUACAGUUUGGGCUUGAUGCAUUUGAACGGAUUUGGUGUCCCUCAAGAUACCAUCAAGGCAGCCGAUUUCUUCGCCGCGGCAGCCGAUCAAGAUUUGGCAGUCGCUCAGACGAAUCUUGGCAUGCUAUUUCUUGACCAGGGAGACACUGCUACAGCCACCAAAUACUUCGAACUGGCUGCACGAAACAGCCACAUCGAGGCUUUCUACUACCUGGCUGAGAUGAACAACAAAGCCGUUGGCCGCGAUAGAUCGUGUGGAAACGCAGCUGCUUUCUACAAGAUAGUGGUCGAGAAGGCGGAAGCCAUCUGGUCAUCGCUCAGCGAGGCGGCAGAUGCCUACGAAGAGGGUGAAAACUCUCGUGCACUGAUCGGGUUCCUGAUGGCGGCAGAGCAAGGCAGCGAAAACGCCCAAGCAAACGUCGCAUGGCUGCUCGACCAAAGCCAGCCCAAAUGGUCUCCAUUCACCUGGAUAUCAUCCACCCAAAAGGCCGCAAGCAACGCUCUCAACGACGCCAAGAUCGCCCUCAUGCAAUGGACCCGAUCCGCCAAACAGCAAAACUACGACAGCCUCGUCAAGAUGGGCGACUACUAUCUCUCAGGCAUCGGCACAUCCCCUUCAGCAGAAAACGCAGCCGCAUGCUACCAAUCCGCCGCUGAGACCCUCCAAUCCGCCCAAGCCAUGUGGAAUCUCGGCUGGAUGCACGAGAACGGCAUCGGUAUCGAACAGGACUUCCAUCUCGCGAAGCGAUUCUACGAUCAAGCUCUCGAGACGAAUAGAGAAGCAUAUCUCCCGGUCAAGCUCAGCCUGUUCAAGCUCCGCUGGCGGUCGUGGUGGAACGGCGUCACGAAAGGCGGCGUGCACGGUAUCGAAGAAGAGCAACCCGAACGCAAGCGAAGGACGUUUGCGGAGUGGGUUAACGAUUUCCUCGAAGCCGAUGCAGCGUACUAUAAUGAAGUCUUCGAGGCAGACGACUGGGACGCUCAGCACGACCCCAUGCCGGGAGGCGAUGAAUACUGGGACGGAGAGGAUUACGAUGAUAGCGUGUUGGAGACGUUGCUCAUUGGUGGGUUUGUCGCUGCGCUGGGUUGGUUGAUCUAUUACAGACAGCAACAGCAACGACUUGCUGAGCAGAGACGGAGGCAAGGUGUUGAAGGACAGCAGCAAGGCCAAGGACAACCUCAGACGCAGCAGAACGGCGGCGAACAAGCGCCACAACAGCAGCAACAACCUCCUCCCGCGGGCCAGCAGCCGGAAGGAGGCUUCUUCCCUCAACCGGGUGAUCCAGCGUGGAAUGAUUGGGUCGCUGGUGGGAUUGGGCAUUAA
This is a messenger RNA of Zasmidium cellare ATCC 36951, 2436 nucleotides long. RefSeq lists its product as uncharacterized. Gene Ontology annotation, biological process: ERAD pathway. Gene Ontology annotation, cellular component: endoplasmic reticulum membrane. NCBI's taxonomy places the organism in Eukaryota, Fungi, Ascomycota, Dothideomycetes, Mycosphaerellales, Mycosphaerellaceae. Gene Ontology annotation, molecular function: protein binding. The transcript has 2 exons. Bases 1 to 2436 code for a protein of 811 amino acids. The record is from RefSeq and is a predicted model, not a curated record.